AUGAACUCCAAGCGCAAACCUUUUACCAAGCCAAACGAAGCUUCUGCUUCUUCUAGUGGACCGAAAAAGUUCCGCGGAGAAGACGAUGAGGAAGAGUUUGAAAGUUACUUCGAAGCAGAGUUGGCCAAUCUCGAUGACGAUGCGGACACGGCACGUCUAGGUCUAGGACCGGAGAAUGAAAACACUUGUGCCAAGUGGAGUCGUCCGGUACCGGAGCCGCUUGAUCCCACCAAAGAUGCGCUCGUUUUUCAGCAAAUCGAUAUCGAUAACUACAUCGGGCAGCCGAUGGCCGGUAUGCCCGGUGCUCAGAUUGGUCCGAUUCCGAUAAUGCGAAUGUUCGGUGUUACAAUGGAGGGAAAUUCGGUGUGCGCACACGUGCACGGAUUUCUGCCGUACCUGUACGUGGCGGCACCGCGCAGUUUCACCAAAUCGCACUUGCCAGAGUUCCGUGCCGCACUCGACAAAGCUGUCCUGCACGAUAUGCGAUCGAACAAGGAUAAUGUGCAGGAAGCGGUGCUGGACGUGGAGCUGGUCGAACGGCAAUCUAUCAUGGGCUACAACGGUGAGGAUCUGUUCCAGUUCAUACGUGUGACGGUGACACUACCGAAGCUGCUAGCGGCGGUCAAGCGAUUGCUGGAAAGGGAACAGAUGAUGCCGUCGAUGGAUUUUCAGGACUGUCGUGUGUACGAAAGCAACAUCGAUUUCGACAUCCGGUUCAUGGUGGACACUGGAGUGGUCGGAUGCAGUUGGAUCGAAUUACCCGCCGGGAAAUGGAGCUAUCGACACAAAGGAGAUCGUCCGGCACCGGAAACACGCUGCCAGAUUGAGGUGGACGUUGCGUACAGUGCGUUUAUCGCGCACGAACCCGAAGGCGAAUGGGCAAAAGUGGCACCGUUCCGUAUUCUAAGCUUCGAUAUUGAGUGUGCCGGUCGCAAGGGCAUUUUCCCCGAACCGCAGCACGAUCCGGUAAUUCAAAUCGCCAACAUGGUCAUACGACAGGGCGAACAGGAACCGUUCCUGCGCAACGUGUUUACACUGAAUUCAUGCGCACCGAUUGUUGGUGCACAGGUUCUUAGCCACAAAACGGAGCAGGAACUGUUGGAAAAAUGGGCCUGCUUUGUGCGCGAACUUGAUCCCGACAUUCUGACCGGUUACAACAUUAACAAUUUCGAUGUGCCGUACCUGUUGAACCGUGCCAGCCAUCUGAAGGUGAAAGGGUUCGAGUACCUCGGACGCGUCACCAACAUUCGAUCGGUCAUCAAGGACACCGUCAUACAGUCGAAGCAGAUGGGUCGAAGGGAGAACAAGUUCGUCAACUUCGAGGGUCGUGUGCCGUUCGAUUUGCUGUUUGUGCUGCUGCGUGACUACAAACUCCGGUCGUACACGCUGAACGCGGUCAGUUACCAUUUCUUGCAGGAACAGAAGGAGGAUGUGCAUCACAGCAUCAUUACGGAUUUGCAGAAUGAAAGCGACCAAACGCGCCGCCGGUUGGCAAUGUACUGUCUGAAGGAUGCGUAUCUUCCGCUGCGGCUGCUAAACAAGCUGAUGUGCAUCGUGAACUACAUGGAAAUGGCUCGUGUGACGGGUGUCCCACUUGCGUGCCUUUUAACACGCGGUCAACAGAUUAAGGUUAUGAGCCAGCUGCUUCGCAAGUCGAAAGUGGCCGGGUACUUGAUUCCAUCGUAUCAAAGCUCUGGGUCGGAGGAACAGUACGAAGGCGCAACCGUUAUAGAGCCGAAGCGUGGCUACUAUGCCAAUCCGAUUUCCACGCUGGAUUUCGCCUCCCUGUAUCCGAGUAUUAUGAUGGCACACAAUCUCUGCUACACAACCCUCGUACAACCGAACAUGAAGGACAAACUGGGGCUUAGUCCGGAUCAGCUAACGCACACACCCGCAAACAACGUGUUCGUGAAGUCGUCCGUGCGCAAGGGUAUAUUACCGGAAAUUCUUGAAUCUCUCCUGUCGGCUCGAAAGCGGGCCAAAGCCGACCUUAAGGUCGAAACGGAUCCAUUCAAGCGAUCAGUAUUGGAUGGUCGACAGUUGGCGCUAAAAAUUUCGGCCAACUCCGUUUAUGGGUUCACCGGUGCACAGGUGGGAAAGCUACCAUGUCUGGAAAUCUCCGGCUCGGUAACGGCUUACGGGCGAACGAUGAUCGAGCAAACGAAGCAGGAAGUUGAGCAGCGUUACACGGUAGAGAAUGGGUACGAAAACGAUGCGGUCGUAAUUUACGGCGAUACCGAUUCGGUGAUGGUUAACUUCGGCGUCAAGACACUUGAGCGUAGCAUGGAGCUGGGCAAAGAAGCGGCCGAUUACGUCAGUGCGAAGUUCGUUAAACCGAUCAAGCUGGAGUUCGAGAAGGUUUACUACCCUUACCUGCUGAUCAACAAGAAACGCUACGCUGGGCUUUACUUUACGCGCCCCGAUAAGUACGAUAAGAUGGAUUGCAAAGGUAUCGAAACGGUACGGCGAGACAAUUCGCCGCUUGUGGCGAACCUGAUGAACAACUGCCUCCAGAAGCUACUGAUCGAGCGCAAUCCGGACGGUGCUAUCGAGUACGCGAAGCAAACGAUCUCCGAUCUGCUCUGCAACCGGAUCGACAUCUCACAGCUGGUCAUUACGAAGGAGCUCGCCAAAAGCGAUUACGCCGCGAAGCAGGCGCACGUUGAGCUGGCGAACAAAAUGAAGAAGCGCGAUCCCGGCAACGCACCCAAGCUGGGCGAUCGGGUACCGUACGUGCUCAUCGCUGCUGCCAAAAACACACCCGCCUACAUGAAAGCGGAAGAUCCGAUCUAUGUGCUCGAGAACUGUAUACCGAUCGAUGCAAACUACUACCUGGAGAACCAACUGUCGAAACCGUUGCUGCGUAUUUUUGAGCCAAUAUUGGGCGAAAAGGCGGAAUCGAUUCUGCUGCGCGGCGAUCACACCCGCACCCGGUCCGUGGUCACGUCGAAGGUGGGUGCAUUGGCAGCAUUCACCAAAAAGCGUGAUGCUUGCCUGGGAUGUAAGGCACUGUUGGCGGUUGGACAGGAGGGUCGCGCACUCUGUCAGCACUGUGCACCGAACGAAGCGACGCUCUUUCAGACGGAACUGGCAGCGCAACGUACGCUCGAGGACAGGUUUUGCCGCCUGUGGACGGAAUGUCAGCGGUGCCAGGGUUCGCUGCAUGAGGAGGUCAUCUGCACCAGUCGCGACUGUCCGAUCUUUUACAUGCGCACGAAGAUCAAGAUGGAGCUGGAAACGCAAGAGAAGCGUGUGGCACGGUUCGGUGUGCCGGCAUGGUAA
Messenger RNA from Anopheles marshallii, 3282 nucleotides. It is a transcript of the gene PolD1, whose product is annotated as DNA polymerase delta catalytic subunit. Bases 1 to 3282 code for a protein of 1093 amino acids. NCBI's taxonomy places the organism in Eukaryota, Metazoa, Arthropoda, Insecta, Diptera, Culicidae. Gene Ontology annotation, cellular component: delta DNA polymerase complex. The transcript is spliced from 2 exons. Gene Ontology annotation, biological process: DNA-templated DNA replication; DNA replication proofreading; nucleotide-excision repair, DNA gap filling. Gene Ontology annotation, molecular function: DNA binding; nucleotide binding; 3'-5'-DNA exonuclease activity. The record is from RefSeq and is a predicted model, not a curated record.